AUGCUCUGCGCCCAAUGCUCUGCGCCCUAUCCUCUGGUUCCUAUUCCCCUUCUCGCCAAACCUCCACCCGCCCCCGCCCCUUUCCAACCCCUACCCCUCAUGGUUGUCCCCUUCCUCCCUUUCCCCCACCCCCGCGCCAUUCCCCUGUUCCUCCUCGCAGGGGGGGUGGCGCACAACAUAGCGGAGUGCAUGGCAGCACUCUCCGCCGCGCCCUUCCUCAUCUCCGCCGUGGGGGAUGACGCUGCAGGCAGGCCCAUGGCCCACCCUUUCUUCCCCUCAUCCGUGCUUCACCACAUUUCCCUCCGUGCUUCACCACAUUUCCCUCCCUGCUUCACCACAUUUCCCUCCGUGCUUCACCACAUUUCCCUCCCUGCUUCACCUCAUUUCCCUCCCUGCUUCACCUCAUUUCCCUCCCUGCUUCACCUCAUUUCCCUCCCUGCUUCACCUCAUUUCCCUCCCUGCUUCACCUCAUUUCCCUCCCUGCUUCACCUCAUUUCCCUCCCUGCUUCACCUCAUUUCCCACCCUGCUUCACCUCAUUUCCCUCCCCGCUUCCCCUCAUUUUCCCCGCUGCUGGCCCCUCAUUUCCCUCCCUGCUUCUCCUCAUUUCACCCUUUGCUUCCCCUCAUUUCCCUCCCUGCUUUCCCUGUUUGUACCUGCUUCCCCUCAUUUCCCCCCUGCUUCCCCUCAUUUCCCCCCUGCUUCCCCUCAUUUCCCCCCUGCUUCCCCUCAUUUCCCCCCGCUGCUUCUCCUCGAAUCCUCCUCCGCUUCCCAGGAUUUCCCCCUCUGUUACCCCUCGUUUCCCCCCCUGCUUCCCCUCGUUUCCCCCUCGUCUUCACCUCGUUUCAUCUUCCUAUCUCUCACUUUCCCUCUCCCCCUCUUCCUAUCUCCCCUCUUCCCUAUCCUCCCUCUUCUUACGGUACUUCCUUCUUUCCCUCUCAGCCCUGCUUCCCUCUUCCCCCUCUUCCCUAUCUCCCCUUGACACCAAUGAAGAUUUUCUGGCACAGCAACUCGCCGAAGCCCAUCAUCCCAUGCCACGCUCGUAG
This is a messenger RNA of Closterium sp. Naga37s-1, 1044 nucleotides long. The record is from the annotation of a GenBank genome assembly. Lineage: Eukaryota; Viridiplantae; Streptophyta; Zygnematophyceae; Desmidiales; Closteriaceae.